Molecule: messenger RNA, 1524 nt
Organism: Rotaria sp. Silwood2
Lineage: Eukaryota; Metazoa; Rotifera; Eurotatoria; Philodinida; Philodinidae
Source: the annotation of a GenBank genome assembly
AUGUCUGCUACGACACACUUCAGAGUAGUAUUUUUGAUAUUAUUAGUCAUCCUUUAUUGCAAUCCUUCUAAAGGAACGCGUGAGAAAUUAGAAUCACAACAAUUUCAUCCCAAGUGCCAUUCCCCCUGUUCAACAUGGCCUUCAUUUACAAAUGAAAACAACUCAUACAUUUAUUUAUUGCGUUUGUUUCUGCAACAACGAUCUAAAACGACACUUACAAAGCAUUUUCAAACGUCGGCAGAACCUGCUCUCUUUCGAGCUGCUAUUCUACUAGCACAACAGUCGAAUAUUACUAUAAAUGGGAAGCACAUUGCGUACCGUGUAGAAGAGACAAGUGGUCGUGAUAUAAUCGAAGCACUUGAUCGUACGUGUAUUGCUAUCGCUGAAGAUGAAGUAUUUGGAAUUGUUGGACCUGAGUAUUCAACGGAAGCAAAAACACUAGCACGUUUUGGCAACCGAUCAGGCUUGCCUGUAGUAGGCUACUCUACAACGGAGCCUGAACUCUCAGAUCGUAAUGCCUAUAAGACCUUCUAUCGACUGCCGCCGUCUGAUGUUAUCAAAGCACGAGCACUGCUGAAAUUAUUUCAAAAAUAUAAAUGGAAUUCCACAAAUGUCAUCUAUCAGGCAGAUAGCUUUGGCCAAGGUGGACUUCAGGCUUUAAAUGAAGUAUUCAAUGAUGAAGUAAAAAUCGCACGUUCAAUUAGAUUUAAUUUAUUCACAGAUCAUAUUGAGAAUCUGCAAUUUCAGCUAGAAGACAGUCCAUCACGUAUAGUGAUCGUUAUGGCUAUUACAAACGUAACAACAAAAGUCAUAGAUUUGGCACUGAAAGUAGGUGAUGUGUUAGCUCCAUCCUUUCUCUGGAUAUUGACAGCAAGUAACUCAACGAUGAACAUUCUUGACAAUCCGAAUGUAAAUCAGCUAAAAGGAAUGCUAAUUUUACGACUAGUAUCUCCGCAGACAUUUAAUAUAUCAACAGACACAGAUGCGUUAAAUAAAGCUCUCAAUAUUUGGAAACAGUACGAUCCUGAUUCGUUUCAUGCGAAUGAAGGGCAUCUAGAUAUCUAUGCAUUGUAUGCAUUUGACGCUGCAUGGCUACUAAUCUUGGCAUUUCAAGAACUUUGCCAAAAGAAUUCUACAACCUGUCUUUCAUUCAAGAACAGAUCCAAUUGCUUCAGUAGUCAUUUGGCUGCACGCAAUGAACUUCAUCAAAUUCUACAAACAAUGAACUUUACUGGCCUCACAGGACUGGUGCAGUUUGGCUCGAAUAGAACUGAUCGUGUUGAUAGUACAGGUGCACACUAUGUGAUCGACAAUGUACAGUUGUCAAGCGCUAACUCUAACAGAUUACAACUUGUAGAAGUUUUAAGACUUAAUGGUAUUGGACUAAGUAUCAUUCAUAAUAAUAAUACAGCUGUGUGGACAACUACCGGAAAUCGUAUCCAAUGGCCUAGGAGUUGGAAUAACGUACCAACUGAUUAUCCACUUCUAAAAGGUAGAUCAAAGAGAAAGAACUUCGCAAGCUAA